Messenger RNA from Oncorhynchus tshawytscha (Chinook salmon), 5653 nucleotides. Its product is annotated as AT-rich interactive domain-containing protein 4B. Gene Ontology annotation, molecular function: transcription cis-regulatory region binding. The record is from RefSeq and is a predicted model, not a curated record. Lineage: Eukaryota; Metazoa; Chordata; Actinopteri; Salmoniformes; Salmonidae. Gene Ontology annotation, biological process: regulation of transcription by RNA polymerase II. Gene Ontology annotation, cellular component: nucleus.
GAGGAAGAGUCCUCUUCAUCGUCCAGUGAAGAGGAGGACAGUGACGGGAGACAGAACGAAGACCUGUAUGGGAAGGUGGUGUGUGUUGAGGCAGGCCCUGCCUCUACUGCAGACAGGAAGACCAAGACAACAGCAUGGUACCCUGCCCUGGUCAUCACCCCAGACUGCCAUGAAGAGGCCACCAUAAAGAAAGACACCGUCUUCGUUCGUUCCUUCAAGGAUGGCAAAUUCAACACAGUGCUGAGGAAGGACGUAACGGUGAUGGACACAGACUCUCCACCUAAAGCUGACGCAGGGCUCAAGCAAGUGCUGGAUGCGGCUGUGGAGUUUGUGCAUCAGGCGGUGGUGCCCGGCUCCUGGAGGACUGAGGUGAAAGACGAGAGUUCCACAAGUGAGGAAGAUGAGGAGGAGGAAGAGCAGGAGGAAGAGGCCAGUGAAGAGGAGGAUGAGGAGGAAGUGGAGCCGUUCCCCGAGGAGAGAGACAAUUUCCUGCAGCAGCUGUACAAGUUCAUGGAGGACAGAGGAACCCCCAUCAACAAGAAGCCCGUGCUGGGCUACAGGAACCUGGACCUCUUUAAGCUCUACAGACUGGUGCACCAACUGGGAGGCUUCCAUGAUAUUGAGAGUGGAUCCGUAUGGAAGACUGUCUACCAGGCUCUGGGAAUCCCUGUUCUCAACUCUGCCGCCGGCUACAAUGUCAAAUGUGCUUACCGCAAGUACCUGUAUGGGUUUGAGGAGUACUGUACCUCCUGCGCCAUCACUUUCCGCAUGGACCUUCCACUGAAGCAGCCCAAGGCAGAGGGGGGCAAGGCUGAGGGGGAGACGGGGGAGGCAGGGGGAGACAGUUCUGUCCCACCUGUAGCCUCUUCAAGCUCAGCAGAGGAGCAGAAACGGAAAGCCUGCUACUCUGAGAGAGAGAACCUGUGCUGCUCAGAGACCAGCAGCACUCAGCCCAUCGUCUGCAAGGAGGAUACUGAGCUCACCCGGAACAGACCAGAGCUGGAACCUCUGAAGGCUGAGCAGCAGAAGGCUGAGAGAGAAGGUGGUGAUGAUGAUGAUGAUGGUGUUGAUGAUGAGGAAGGAAACGACCAUCACAAGCACGGCUCUGAUGAUGAAGACGGCCCUUCAUUUGCUCGCCUCAGAGAGGAGGGAGUGAAGCUGGAGCCUUACGAUGAGGAGCAGGAGGCUGGGAAGGCGGAGGACAUUUCUGGCUCUGGGGAUGAGAGCUGCAGUCAGGAGGGCGAUGGUGGUGAUGAGGAUCUGGGGGAGGAAGGGGAGGAGUUUGAGUGUUACCCCCCGGGGAUGAAGGUGCAGGUGAGGUAUGGUCGUGGUCGCAGCCUGAAGACGUACCAGGCCACUGUGAAAGAGGCUGACGUGGAGGGGGGAGAGGUGCUCUACCUGGUUCACUACUGUGGCUGGAACGUCAGAUAUGAUGAGUGGGUCAAAGCUGACAAGAUUGUCCGUCCGGCCAAUAAGAAUGUUCAGAAGAUCAAGCACCGUAAGAAAAUAAAGAACAAAGCGGAGAGAGAGCGCAACCGCCUGGAGCAACUGAACGAGGACCUGGGGAGUCCGUCCCCGAACAGACUACGUGUCCCCCGCCCCUCCUCCAAAUCCCUCGGCCCCUGCUCUGCCCAUGAGCGCCAUGUCUUCUCCAAGAUGGAGGACGGUGAGAACCAAAGGACUCUGACUCUGCAGUCUCCAGUCAAGUCUAUUGAAAUCACUUCUAUCCUCAAUGGCCUGCAAGCCUCAGAGAGUUCAACAGACGAGUCUGAUCAGGAUGGUGGGCGUGAGGACGACGAUGACCAUCCAGGUUCAGGGGGUCGCGGCAGUCUCAGAAAGGGGGGUCCCCCCAAACCCCUUCACGCCUUAGACCGCUGGGAGGGUACCGCCUCUACCGAUGUCCCCAAACCACCAUUGGUCACAGGGAAGAGCCAACAACCAAUCAGCGUCGAGACCCCGGAGGCUGGGAGGCGGCGUAGCCAACUAGAGUUUGAGGCUGAGAGGGAGGGGCCAGGUAGCUCCGCCUGCAGGAAGAGGAAGUCAGAAGGAGUGGCAGGGGAGCAACAGACCUCUAAAGGACCCCCCUCCAAAACCAAGCUCCCAACCAGGAGCACCAGGAGCGCAGACUGGCUGCCGGGAGGCUCCAACAGGAGGGCCCAGGAGAGAGCAGGAGGUCUAGGGGAAGACAGAGGAGGAGCAGGAGGUUCCUCUAGCAGCAGCUCAGAUGAUGGAGGUGCACCUCCCACUGAGCCCCACCAAGCCGAUGGAGACCGACCCAGCUCCCGUCCCAAACCUUCCCCCUCUAAGAAGUACAACGGCAUGAAGGACAAGAGUGGCACCGGGGGUGGAGGCGGCGCCCGCCCUGCGGGAUUCUGGGAGAUCCCUGAGAAGAGGGCUAAGAUGGCAUCCAGCAGCGUGGAGGAGAGGGAGAGAGAGAGAGCGAGACCGGCGGGUGGCAGUCGUACCAAGGGCCAGAAGGAUGUGUGGUCCAGUAUUCAGGCCCAGUGGCCCAAGAAGACCCUGAAGGAGCUGUUCUCUGACUCCGACACAGAGGCUGCUAACUCCCCUCCUCCGCCUGGACCGGCCCAGUCCUCAUCAUCAUGCCACGAGGAGAGGGAGAGCAGGGGGGAGCGGGAUGGGAACGAGGCAGGACUUGGAGGCCCGGAGAGGGAAAGCAGGGGGGAGCGGGACGGGGAGGGAGAUGAGGCAGGAGGAAGAGGCCCGGAGAGGGAGAUUAGGGGGGAGCAGGGCGGGGAGGGAGACGAGGGAGGAGGAGGCCCGGAGAGGGAGGACCAUGACCUCUCAGAGGAGAACCAGGGGCAGGAGAAGAGGAGGAGUGAGCAGGAGUUCCCCUCCAGUGGAUCUGACUCAGUUCUCAACACCCCUCCCACCACCCCAGAGUCCCCAUCCAUGGGACAUAGCAGUAGUGGGGCCAUGGCGCAAGGGGCUGGAACUGGCUCUAACCGGACUCAGCCCUCCUGUCCUCCCCUGUCUGUAACCCCUGCUCUGGGUACAACGCCCUCCUCUGACCCCUUGGCUCCGGGGCGCCCCAACACCCUGGCAGAGGAAGGUGGUUGUGGUCGCAGUGAGACAGACAGCAGUACAGUGGAGGUGGAAAGUCUAGGAGGGGAGCUGCAGGACCAGGACUUACCCCCAGACCAGGAGCAGGGAGAGCCCCACCACCAUGGGGGAGCAGGAUCCCCCUCCUCGCAGAGUAAAGUCUCCCUCCUAGACGGUCCAGGUAGCCUGUCCUCCUCUCACAGCCACUCCAACUCUACCUGCAGUCUGGAGCUCAGUAGUAGCAGUCGACACGACAACACUGAACACAAAGCCAAAGUGUCUGCCAGUCACAAGCGUCAGAAGGAACAGCAGGCAGGUGGAGCAGCAAAGAAACCCAAGCCAAACAGAAAGAGCUCAGUGCCUCCCAAGAAGAACAAUAACAGAAAAACUGCCCACAGCAGUGACAGUGAAGACCAGUCAUUGGGCGAGAGCACAGCCAAGUCUUCAGUCUCCAAGACCCAUGGUGCAGCAGACAUGAAGGGGUCCAUCUCGCCCAAGUGUCCCGGCCUGGGACAGGGACGCACCCCUCCAUCCAGCCAGAAGUACCACAAGCAGCAUGGUGACCCUGACCACCAUCACCAUCUUCACAAUCGGGAACAUCACCGGGAGCCGGACCUGGACAAGAUGUCUAGUCUGGAGAGGAUCUCCUUCCUCCAGGAGAAGCUGCAGGACAUCAGGAACCACUACCUGUCCCUCAAGUCUGAGGUGGCCUCCAUCGACCGACGACGCAAACGCAUCAAGAAGAAAGAGAGAGAGAGUACGGUGGCAGCAUCUUCCUCCUCUUCCUCGUCCCCGUCCUCCAGCUCUCUAACAGCAGCAGUGAUGUUGACGCUAGCCGACACUCCUGUGUCGUCCUCUUCCUCCUCUCAGAACUCUGUGGUGUCUGUAGAGUGUAGGUGACAGGACAACCCCUCACCCCUCCCAACCUUCCGAGGCCCAGGACACAGCACUGAGCACUUAACCAGCACCACCCUGGUCCCCAUCCCAAAAUACCCCCAACACCUACCAAGGCCCCAUCCCUACCACUAACGCCUCCACUCCAAAGUCUCAGUACAUACCCACCUCAAACCAGAGAGCACCCAGGCAUCAAUGCCCCCACUUAAACCUCCACUCUUAUUCAUGCCUCUCCACCCCAAAGCCCCUUUCCAACAGUUUGGCCUCAUCACCCUUACUCCCAACUCCCUCCCAGCAGGACAGACAACACAAUCUCUAUACUGGAACAACCACAGGGAUACAGCAACACAGACAACCAGACCAACAAGACAAAACAAACACUAUUUUCUAUCCACAGCUGUUUCCUUGGCAAGCUAAUUGCACUUAAGUGCACUUUUAUGAAGAUUUUGAGGGGGAAGAGAAUACAACGACCAACCAAAAAAAAAAAAAAGUACAAAAGUAUGUUUUUUUUUUCAAUUGAUUGAUAAACAUUUCUAAGAGUUGUUUUCUUCAAGCAAUAGUGAUUCUUUCCAUCUCGAGGUAGUUUAGAUUGGGUUGACGAUGGUGUGUACUGUGUCAUCAAGGUCCUUGUCCUAUGUAGCCCUGUGUAUGUAGAGCCUUUCAAAGGGAAUACGCAAGGCUCAAAGUCACAUGAUGAUGUACAUACUAAAACAUACGCUUGUAGUGCGUGUACUGUUGGAACACAUGCAUUUCUCUCUCUGUCCGUCCGUCACUUCUUUAAGCUACCACGCCUUCGAAUGGUACUCUUAUCUUGACCCGUGACCGUGGUCUGUAAGCGCUGUGUGGAGGAGAGAGAGGCUUCGUAUGUCGGCCCACUGUAGAGAUCCAGAGAAGUGACUUUGAAGCCAUGAAGCUGAUGAACAUGAGACUACUGUUAGGGCCUUGUUGUUGUGUCUAACCCUAAGACACCUCUUAAGAGGGAACUUUCCCCCUCCUGUCCGACUCUCUUAGUCCUGAUGGUUCUUAGAAAUGAAAAACGGUCCGUCUUUCAGAGGACUGCAUGAGUGACAGACUGCUCCAGCCAGGCCUGUGACUGUGUACAUGACAGAUAGCAAGAUAUUCAUGUGAUUAUAUUGAUAUUCCUAAUGAUUGUAGAGGUGGAGAGGACUAAUCUCUUUCUGUCAGCCAGGAUCUAAUGUCUAUAGGAAUGAGUCCCAAAAUGGAACCCUUUUUACCUAUACCGUGCACUACUUUCUAUGGGCUCUGGUGUAAAGUAGUGCACAAUAUAGGGAAUAGGGUUCCAUUUGGCCCUUUGUCUGCUCCUUAAUAAGGUCCCCAGUUAAUAUGGCAGUAUAUACAUACAUGUGUAAUGAUGGAGAUGUCUGGCAGGUUGAAGGAACCCUAAUGGAGAACGUUGUAUCUUGUCGGUUUAUCUUUUCAACUCAUGGUUCUUGGAUUUCUAAUCAGUCUUUUUAUCACGCCGUUCAGAUGAUCUACAUUAGACGCUCCAGAUGGAGGAGAAAGCGCCCUCUGAAUUAAAUGACAAGCUGCCAAGGGGAACUACAUAGCAUUCUGCAUUUAAAAAAUAUGCUGAACUAAAAAUAGAAAAGCAACAUGCAACAAUUUCAAACAUUUUGACCGAGUUACAGUUCAUUUAAAGGAAAUCAGUCAAUUGAAAUAAAUUCAUUAGGCCCUAAUC